This is a messenger RNA of Acaulospora colombiana, 900 nucleotides long. The record is from the annotation of a GenBank genome assembly. Lineage: Eukaryota; Fungi; Glomeromycota; Glomeromycetes; Diversisporales; Acaulosporaceae.
AUGGAUGUUGACGAAAUAUCAACAAUAACUAUUAAUGCGGAAUAUGCUAAAACAUAUGAAGAAAGAAAAAGGAAUGAAGAACUAUCGAGACUUAAAGAAAAAUAUGGCGAUGUUAAAAUCGAUUCCGACGAAGAGGACGAGUCAACUUCGGAGGAAGAGGAUGAACUCGGCGAAUUAGUAACCCCCGAAGUAGACGCGCAAAUCAUGAAGACGAUUUCAGCUAUAAGAUCCAAGGAUCCGAGAGUAUAUGACUCACAUUUGAACUUUUUUGCAGUCGAUAACACUGGAUUAAGGGAAUUUGAAAUCUCAGAUGAUGAAAUACAAAAGGCUCGACAAGAUUGGACAGAUAAGCGACAAAAGAAGAAGGACGAGGGAAAACCAGUGCAUUUGAAAGAUUAUCAUCGUCAAAUGUUAUUGGAAGGUGGUGGUAUAAUUGAUGAAAAAAAUAAAGUAGAUGUUAAGUCCAAAGCAGCGAAAAUUGGGCUAAUGACAUUGGAAGAAAGUCAAAAACUUAAGAAUGAAUUUAAGGCAGCAAUUUCGGAAUUUGAUCUUUCCACAAAAGAUGAUGACGAAGAUUUCUUCAUUCAACGACUCAAAACUGACGAUGAGUUAAAGGCCGAGGAGGAAGAAUACAAGAAAUUUUUAUUGGAGUGCAUAGAGGACAACAGUAAUGACGUGGAAUUUGUUAACCGAUGGAGAAAUCACGAAACUGAUCCCGGUGUCGAUAAAGAUGAAGCUUUUUUAAUUGAUUAUAUACUUAAUCGUGGUUGGAUAGACAAGGAUUCGGCAAAGAUACCUUCUUACGAAGAGCUAAUUACAGAGCAUGAAGACGAGGAGCAAUUUGAUGAGGCUGUAGAUAAUUUUGAAAGCCAAUACAACUUCAGAUUUGAAGAAGAGUGG